Apodemus sylvaticus (European woodmouse) is the source of this 1530-nucleotide messenger RNA. It is a transcript of the gene Mob2, whose product is annotated as MOB kinase activator 2. Gene Ontology annotation, molecular function: protein kinase activator activity. Bases 16 to 816 code for a protein of 266 amino acids. The record is from RefSeq and is a predicted model, not a curated record. The transcript has 5 exons. Lineage: Eukaryota; Metazoa; Chordata; Mammalia; Rodentia; Muridae. Gene Ontology annotation, biological process: signal transduction; positive regulation of protein phosphorylation. Gene Ontology annotation, cellular component: nucleus; cytoplasm.
UGCAAUCUCCACAUCAUGGUUAGAGAGCACUGCUGUCUCCCUUCAGAGCGAACUCUGCUCAGCCAUCCCCCCAAAACCGGACUUCAGUGUAAAAUGGUGCUUCAGGCCAUCAGCAAAGUGCUCAGGAAGUCUAAAGCUAAGCCAAACGGCAAGAAACCUGCUGCAGAGGAGAAGAAGGUGUACCUGGAGCCGGAGCACACCAAGUCCAGAAUCACUGACUUUGAAUUCAAGGAGCUGGUAGUGCUGCCCCGGGAGAUCGACCUCAACGAGUGGCUGGCCAGCAACACAACAACAUUUUUUCACCACAUCAACCUGCAGUAUAGCACAAUCUCAGAAUUUUGCACAGGAGAGACGUGUCAAACAAUGGCUGUGUGCAACACACAAUACUACUGGUAUGAUGAGCGGGGGAAGAAGGUCAAGUGCACCGCCCCCCAGUAUGUUGACUUUGUCAUGAGCUCUGUGCAGAAGCUGGUAACUGAUGAAGAUGUGUUCCCCACAAAAUACGGCAGAGAAUUCCCCAGCUCCUUUGAGUCCUUGGUGAAGAAGAUCUGCAAGUAUCUGUUUCACGUGUUGGGCCACAUCUACUGGGCCCACUUCAAGGAGACCCUGGCCCUUGAGCUGCAUGGACACUUGAACACACUGUACGUGCAUUUCAUCCUCUUUGCCAGAGAGUUCAACCUGCUUGACCCCAAAGAAACCGCUGUCAUGGACGACCUCACUGAGGUGCUUUGCAGCAGCCCGGGUAACAGUGGUGCCACUGGGGAUGCGGCCAGCAGUGGAGCUUCCGGAGCACAGAACCACGUGAAGGAGAGAUGAGUGUCCAGGGCCAGAUGGGUGCACAUGUGCAAAAAGACAACUGUGUGUCUGUGUGUGCGCACACAUGCCCAGGCGUGCUGGUGGCAAGGUCUGAGGGUCCUGGGCUGCUCAGAGUGUGGGCUCCAUGGAUGCCGCUGGAGUCAAGGUGUGUUUCCUGACUUCCCUGUUGGAUGGAUGAGUGCUGUUUGUAGUGAAGAGCCUUUGGAGUCAUUCAUUCAUUCAACAAACAUUUAUUGGACUGAUGUUUUGAUUUUUCUUCUGUGGGGUUUUCCUUUCUUGGGUCUUCCAUGUGGCUCUUGCCCUCCCCUCCCCCUGGGGGGGGGGGCCCUGCGGCUUUGAAAGGAGAACCUUAUGAGAGGUGUCUCCCCUUAUAUGGGGCUUGCCCUGCAGAUCUGGGGUUCUGCUGUGCUUUGGGGAUGGGCUUUUACAGAGGCCUGCCCCGCAGCUUUCCGCCCUAGUCCUUGCCUGGAUCUUGGCUCAGAGUCCCUGGGGUAGAGAGGCCUACCUGGGGUGACCCAGGAGGGCCCACGCCUGCUGCUUGCUCCUAUUACCCCUUCUUGCUGCCUCCUGUGCCCAAGGAGGCCCCAUUUGUGCAUAGGGGCCAGGGCAGCCCAGGACCUGGCAGAGGCCCUGUGUGGAGACAGGACUGUCAGUGAAAGGCAGAAUCUGCUUUAGUUCAUCUGUUCAGACAUAAUAAAAAAUUCUCUCAGGUCA